AUGUCUGUCGUCACCAUAUCCUCCCCGGAGCAAUUCGGCUCUCUGCUGAACUCCUCCCGCAUUGUCAUUGCCGACUUCUACGCCGACUGGUGCGGACCAUGCAAAGCCAUCGCCCCUGUCUACGACUCGCUGGCCCGCCAGCUCUCGCGUCCGAACCAGAUCACAUUCACCAAGAUCAACGGUGACGAGCAGAAAGAACUGGCGCAGACAUAUAGCGUGCGGGCAUACCCCACCUUCAUCGUCUUCGAGAACGGGCGCAAAACACAAACCGUCGCCGGCGCCAACCCACAAAAACUGAACGAAGUAAUCCAAAAGCUCGCAACAGAAGCCACAAAGUCCGAUGGUGCCGAAGGCAGCAGCAGCAACGGAGCAAUCUGGCUCGGCGCGACCGUAGCAAAAGGAUACACCGACGUAACCGACCAAGCAGACGCAAAGGGCCUGGAACUACUGAACCGCGACAACCAGUUCGGCGAACCGCGAGUCCUCUUCUCUCCCAGCAAGCCGUCCGCGCUGGGCAAGACCGCGGACAAGGACUGGGUGGAGAGCGAUACGGACGAACAGCUUAUGCUCUACAUCCCGUUCCAGUCUACGCUGAAGGUGCACUCGUUGCAGAUUACGUCGUUUGCGGGUGUCGGCGAGGACGAGGGGCGGGACGAGGACGAGGUUCCUAUGCGGCCUAGGACGAUUUCGCUGUACACGAAUCGGUCGCAUGUGCUUGGCUUUGAUGAGGCGGAGGAUAUUCCUGCCGUGCAGACUGUGGAGAUUAAGGCUGAGGAUUGGGAUGAGAAGACAGGUACGGCGAAUGUGCCGCUGCGCUAUGUUAAGUUUCAGAGUGUUACUUCGCUGGUGAUGUUCUUUUCGGAUGGGGAUGGGGAGUCGGAGAAGUUGCGCGUCGAUCGGGUUCGCGUUAUUGGCGAUGCGGGUGAGAAGAGGGCUAUGGGUAAGCUGGAGAAGAUUGGCGAUGAGCCGGGCGAGUAA
Molecule: messenger RNA, 978 nt
Organism: Penicillium manginii
Lineage: Eukaryota; Fungi; Ascomycota; Eurotiomycetes; Eurotiales; Aspergillaceae
Product: thioredoxin-like protein 1
Exons: 3
Coding region: 1-978 (325 amino acids)
Source: RefSeq, a predicted model, not a curated record